AAAGGACAUGGUUUUAGACGGUAAUUCAGAUAAUAGAGGGAUUCUAGAUAGGGAUAAUUGAGAUUUAAUGAAAUCAAAACUACGUAAACACUAAACAGUUAGUAUUGUUGAUACAUACAUUUUGAACGUUUUGUCGUCUUAAUACUCUACACAGGAAGGCAUACAAUUGGGGGUCUUAUUGUUGAAGUCGCCAGUGUGGCAUUUUUGAAAUAAUUGUCUAGUUACAAGAUGGAACGAGCAUUUUCGAUACUUAUGGUCGUCUCAAUAACCGUCAUUGUGGUGGCAUUUGGCGAUCGACUACAAUGUAAAGACCCGAAUGGACAACCGAUAGACUGGUUUACGGCUAUCAAGCUGCCAAAUCUCAAGUCAAAUUUGUCCGAUGGAACCGUUUACGUCUAUAUGGACGCCAAGAACCAGGAAUGGACCUACUUUACAGGGAUCAUAACCGAAAAGUCAGCUAUCGGACACACGGUAUCGCAGAUGUACACGACCAGCAAAACCUACAACGAGUCGAUAAUGUGGAUCGUAUACAACGAUGAACCGACAAAUGGUCCAACGACAUUUACGAAGGGCCACUCCAAAGGUAUAGUGGUAGCCGACAACAGUUCGGGUUUUUGGCUAGUGCACAGCGUGCCCUUAUUUCCGCAGUUACCCUACCAAAACAACAAUUCGUACACGUAUCCCAAAACCGGUGUUAAAUACGGCCAAAGUUUUCUGUGCAUGUCCAUGACGGCCGAGGAACUGGAUAAAGUAGGCAAUCAAUUAAUCAAAAACGAGGCGUUGGUAUACGGCAGUCACUUCGGAGGUGAUCUGAAAUCCACGUACCCGGGUUUGUACAACGCCACUCUGCCGCACAAAAAUCCAAGAGUAAAAAAUGAUGAAGCGAGGUUACAACCUCUUCGAUCUGCCGAGGGCGUAGAGUUCUUGUCUAUUUCUAAAAACAGGCACUUUGAAAAAGAUUUAUAUGAAGACUUAAUCACACAGAUGGCACAGUCAAAUGUGUACACAGAGACUUGGUUGAAUUCGCCUGAUUACUUAAAUUCGUCAUGUUCUGGUCACUACAAGACUAUGAACAUUAAGUCACUGGCCAUGAAGAACAUUAAAGGGUUGAAUAAUGUAUGGUACAAGUCAUCUUUGGAUCAUUCCAAAUGGGUUGUGACUGGGAAGAGUUCUGUACACUGGACUUGCAUUGGUGACAUAAAUCGAACUGAACACCAGAAAAAACGUGGAGGUGGAACAGUAUGCGUAAAAUUAAUGCCUAUAUGGAAUCAUUAUAAACAACUAGUAUCAAGUAUUGAAAAGUGUAAAUCCUAGUGCUAUAAUUAUUAUCCGGAUCUUGUCUAAGUAUUACUAUUAUUAAAAAUGUCAUUGUUAUGUAUUUAAUUUUUUAAGUAUAUUCAAAGUUCUGAGCGGGGCAAUGCAUUCAUUAUUGAUUGUAUAAUGAUUAUGUAUGUACCUACGACCUACCUUAUAUGUUAUAUGGAACAUAAUAGUAUGUACGAUAAGAAGUUUAAAACAAUAAAAAAAAAAUUCUUUGAUGUUUAA
Molecule: messenger RNA, 1545 nt
Organism: Rhopalosiphum maidis (corn leaf aphid)
Lineage: Eukaryota; Metazoa; Arthropoda; Insecta; Hemiptera; Aphididae
Gene: DNaseII
Product: cell-death-related nuclease 7
Exons: 8
Coding region: 229-1314 (361 amino acids)
Biological process (GO): apoptotic DNA fragmentation
Molecular function (GO): deoxyribonuclease II activity
Source: RefSeq, a predicted model, not a curated record